Eurytemora carolleeae is the source of this 1270-nucleotide messenger RNA. RefSeq names its product neuropathy target esterase sws. The record is from RefSeq and is a predicted model, not a curated record. Gene Ontology annotation, cellular component: endoplasmic reticulum. Gene Ontology annotation, molecular function: phosphatidylcholine lysophospholipase A1 activity. Gene Ontology annotation, biological process: phosphatidylcholine metabolic process. NCBI's taxonomy places the organism in Eukaryota, Metazoa, Arthropoda, Copepoda, Calanoida, Temoridae.
AUUUUACCCGUUUAGCUCGUCAUAUUCAGGGUAAAAGUAUUGGUUUAGUGCUGGGAGGAGGCGGGGCAAGAGGGGCCGCCCAUCUAGGCAUGCUUAGGUCAAUGUUUGAGGCUGGAAUCCCUAUAGAUAAGGUUGGAGGUGUGAGUAUUGGAGCUUUCAUGGGCGCUCUGUGGGCUAUUCACCGAGAUAUUGAUGAGAUGACCGCUAAGUCUAGAAAAUGGUUUUAUAACAUGACCCGUUAUUCUGGUCUGCUGGAUCUUACCUACCCCAUGACGAGUCUUUUUACUGGGGGAUAUUUUAACUGGACACUCACAGAAACUUUUGAUAAAGAAAUCCAGAUUGAGGAUCUCUGGUUACCUUUCUACUGUGUAUCCACGGAUAUAACAUUAUCACAAGAGAGAGUUCAUACUUCAGGUACUCUUUGGCGCUACUGUCGGGCCAGUAUGAGCUAUGCUUGGAUUCUGCCUCCUAUUUGUGAUCCUAAGGAUGGCCAUAUGCUGUUGGAUGGAUGUUAUGUAAAUAAUGUACCUGGAGACAUUAUGCUCAAGGAAAACUGUAGUCAUAUCUUAGCUGUUGAUGUAACAGCUAUUGAUGAAACCAAGCUGACCAACUACGGAGAUUCUCUUAGUGGCUGGUGGCUUAUCUGGAAAAAGUUGAAUCCAUUUUCAUCCUCCAUCAAUAUUCCAACUCAAUCUCAAAUUCAGGUUAAAGGUACGAAAGCAGAAUGCUCCAAGUAGGAAUGAAAAUACCGUUCAUACAUUUACAGAUCUUUCAAACCUUGUCAAUCAUGCUAAACAGUGGCAAGGGAAGGCAAGACGAGAAAACUCUGCAUCUAAAACAGGUUUGCUAGAACGUGAGGAUGAUUCUGAUGAUACGGGUAUCUUGUUUUGAAAGAGAAAAACCAUCUCCGAAUACUUCCCAUUACAUGUUCACUGUUCAGCAACCAACAUGUUCAGAAUUUUUGAUAAUAUUUUUUAGACGGAAUUGCUCUGGGUUUUAUGUGCUGUAAAUUGCCUUUUAACGUUUACUUUUCGUGGAUUCAAGAACAAUGCAUACUUUUUUAAGUAAGAGUAUCACAAUAAGGGAAACCCUUACCAGUACUGGAUAAAUUUUCCCAAGGUUUCCUGUAUGUUUAUUAUUUAACUAAACCAUUCUGCAUUUUCCUCCGAAAAGACCCAUUAAUUAUUUCUCUAAAACUACUAAUGAUGUGCCUUACUAUCUUCGAUUCAAUUCUUUAAAAAAUUACAGAAUUAAAUGCAAAUAUUUUUGA